AUGGAGACACCUCUUGUGGCGGAGCCAUUGCGGAUCCCCGGCCUCGUCGCCCGACUCCUCUCCGACCUCGCCGGCGUUUGGGCCUCCCUCGCCCUCCUCGUCGCCGGAUUCGCCGCCUUCCUCAGCGUCCUCGGCCGGGCAAAGCUCGCCUUCCUCAGGUACGGCAGGGCCAGAUCGUCCACCUCUCCUCCCGCCUGCUAUUGCUCCUCCGGGGAAGACUCCGACUCCGACUCCGACUCCGACUCGCCGUCUGAUGAGGAUGAGAAGGAGGAGGAGGAGGAAGGUGAGGCGCCGUCGUCAUCGUCCGACGAGCAUGACUCCGCGCCCGGAAGUUACUGGGACGACCGGGGGCGGGACGGUGGUCUGGAUCUGACCUUGGGUGGCGCUGUGGUGAGGACGUGGGAGGGGCUGGGGAUAGGGUUCGAUCGCGCCGGCGGCCUGAUCUCGCUCAUGGACCUGGACCGCGGGGAGGUGCUGAGGUCGUUCCACGCCGAGUUCCCCGCCGCCGUCGCCAGCCUGGCGACGCCCGCGGUGGUUGUAUCGGCCGCGGAGGGCGCGGGGGCAGGUGGGGCGGCGGUGACCGUGUGGGACGCAAGGUCGGCGGGGCAGCUGACCCCAGCGGCCGCCGCCGAGUGGUGGCCCAUCCUGAGGCGGAGGGUGGUGGGCGUCGCCGGCUUGGACGGGCGGGUGUUCGUGGGCGACGACGGCGGAGUGAUAACGGCCGCGGAUUUGAGGAGGGGCCGAUCGCCGCUGGUGGUCGAGACAUGGCGUGAAAGGCGAUUGCCACUUUUGCCCUCGCCCAAAUGA
Musa acuminata AAA Group (dessert banana) is the source of this 807-nucleotide messenger RNA. RefSeq lists its product as uncharacterized. NCBI's taxonomy places the organism in Eukaryota, Viridiplantae, Streptophyta, Magnoliopsida, Zingiberales, Musaceae. The transcript has a single exon. The record is from RefSeq and is a predicted model, not a curated record. The coding region runs from base 1 to 807 and encodes 268 amino acids.